Molecule: messenger RNA, 1892 nt
Organism: Petromyzon marinus (sea lamprey)
Lineage: Eukaryota; Metazoa; Chordata; Hyperoartia; Petromyzontiformes; Petromyzontidae
Source: RefSeq, a predicted model, not a curated record
GGAGAGGAGGGCGGGGGUAUGCAGUACAUUAAUGAUCAUCGUUAAUUAGGCACAGGUUAUAUCUCUUGUAUAUAAGGGCUUCGCUGCUCCCAACUCGUGGCUUCCACGUGGUGGGUUCGUUGGUCCUCCGAAUGAGAGGCGGAGCCGCACAGCUAAGUGAAGGUGAUCGUGGAGGUGUCCAUCGAUCGGCGUCUGGCUUGCCCUACCGUUCGUCUACCUGUCCCCUCUCGAGCUUCCGUCCGCCCACGUGAAGACUUUGAGGGCUUCUGUCUGGGCCGCUCUGCACAGUGCCCGUGAUGAGAGCCACUCGGCACUGAGCAGAGGAGGAGCCGGGAGGAGACCUCCCGUCAUCAUCAAACGUCGUCGUCGUCGUCCUUGCCACCUCUGUCCUCUUCACGAUGAGGCGGUUACUGGCGCUGGCCGUCGCCCUGCUGCUUCUGGACUCUGUCGCGCUCGCUGUGGGGUCGCGGGAGGGCACGACACAGCACCUCCCCUACAGGACCCGGAGAAGUCUGUCGGCGGGGAGGGCGCUGCUCUCGUGCCCGCGGGGUUGCUCCGUCUGCUCGGCUGCCAACGGCUGCCUGCUGUGCGCACCGCGCCUCUUCUUCCACCUGCAGCGCGUGGGCAUGCGCCACCUGGGCCAGUGCCUCCUCGCCUGCCCCGCCGGCCACUACGGCCAGCGCAACGCCAUCGCGCACCGCUGCAUGCGCUGCCAGGUCCCGCACUGCGAUAGCUGCUUCGGGCACUCGUUCUGCACGCGCUGCUCACGCGGACACUUCCUGUACCGUGGCCACUGCGGGACAGGCUGUCCCAUCGGACACGAGGGGGACAACCGCACGCAGGACUGUCUCCCCACAGUGGACUGCGAGGUGUCCCCAUGGGGGCCAUGGUCCGCGUGUGAACGGAGGGGGAGGACGUGCGGCUACAAGUGGGGGGCCCAGGAGAGGAGGCGCAGUGUGACGAGGGCCCCCUCCCCCCAUGGGCAGCACUGCCCGCCACUCCAGCAGGCUCAGCGCUGCCGCGUGCAGCCCAGGUUUUGCCCCGGGGACGAGCUAGGUCCGCUGAGGCAGAAGAUGCGUUUGGAGCAGAAGAGGAGAAGAGGGUUCACAGUGACGAGGAAAUUCGAGGUCGAGCCCUGACAUCAACCCGCGACUGCGCGUCACCAACAGCCACAACAACCACCACCUGCUGCACCACCACAAUGAUCAGCGACAGCGGUAUACCAACACCACUACCACCACCACCACGAGCAGCAGCACCGUGAAGAUUUAAACCGCGUGGGAUUUUGCGGUUGUGCCAUGACGGCUCUCUGGUUUGUUCAGGUCGUGCCUCGUGUUGUUGGGCACGAUGUCUGACGUUUUGUCUCCACGUGCGGCAGAAGUUCCUGGAAACAAAACGUCGGACACUGCACCGAAACAGCACGCAGUGGAGACGGCAUGUAAACGUUUCACCACGGUCAUUUUUAUGUCCGUUUUUCGUUUUUAGGAUCGUAAAAGCCGCACAGAACAAAAAUGUUCCUUGUAUUGUGCUCAAUGGAGAAAAUGUCUUGAACAUUUUUGAAAAUCUCUGCUGUGAUCGUUUAAGUUUAUUUAAAGUAAUUCGUACAAAUGUUUUUGCUUUUCAGGGUUUAUUUGGAUGGGCGCUACAGUGCAAAAAAAUCUGUGCUGGUUGGAGACAUGUGAAAUAAUGUCUAAGUUUUGGCCACGGCGGGGGGGGGGGGGGGUUUGUACAAAUAGUUGUGUUUGUAAAAUCUUUUAUUUGCGUUGACAUUUUUUUAGUAUUUGGUUUGCCCUCCAGUGCAAAAACAAAUGAAAUUUGCACGAGGGCAUGUGGCCUACUUGUUGCGAGUGCCCCACUAUUUUUGAGUUUUAUUUUACGAAAAAAAAGUUUCU